UGCUCAGUCUUGAUUUAGAUUAACACGUAAAGAAAAGAGAAUGCCACUCACCACCUUUGUACACCUUUACUGAGACUGGGCGUGCAAAUGAAAUUAAAAUGCCCGUCUUGUGAUAACAUAACUUGAAGCCGCAGAUGUAGCCGUCAUGAGGCACACAAUGGGAGCGGUUAGUAAGACUUGAUGUGAUUAAUACGGCUACUUCCUACAUUUGUUCCACUUGAAGAUCGUAGACUGAUCGCUUUCAUGCCAUUGUAACUCGGUACCCGUUGCUCCCAAUAACGUUUUCUUUAAAAUUUACUAAUCUUUAUCUUACAUGUUUAAUUCAGCACCUAUUUUCCUAAAUGGUUAUUAUUAAUGGCUUUGUAAUAACUUACAUAAAUUAGUCUCUCAUUUACUUAUCAGGUGUGACAAACAGUACGGUAUAUUAAAUAAUAUUGGUGGUCACUUAACAUAAAAAAAAUGAGUUGGUAAGGUUGGCUAUAGUGGACAUAGUAUUUAUAUUGGAGUAUUUGGUAGUGGUGAAGAAAAGUAAUGAAAUAUUUUGCCCCUUGAAAAUCUUUUGUCUUUAUCAUCAGGUUUCAGUGGCCCUUGUGUCAGCUUCACCAGCCAAUCAUAUCUUGAGUAAUAAAUAUUUAAAACAUGAUAAGAACUAAUUUAUCAUGACAUGUCAGUCCCUGAGACCUCCUCAACAUCUAUCUUACUCCCAGCUGACAUGAGUAUGACACCACUGAUGGGAAGAUGAGCUGGCGCUGACCGAGGGUGUGGACGGCCUGAAGGUCCUGGCCAGCCGAGAUCUCCCAGCGGACACGCUCUGGGGUCCCUAUCCCGGAACCAUCCAAUCGGAGGAGCCUGGGGACACGCCCACCAAUGAGGGCUCCGUGCUGACGCUUCUUUGUGAGGACAUGGAGUGCUGGCUCAGUAAAGUGCCCGUGACAGCUGAUCCGUCAGAAGCCAACUGCACCAUCUACAGCCAAGGAGAGGAGCUCUUCUGCAAGCUGACCCGUGAAGUGGCCAGUGGAGGCCCCCUGGUGGCCAUCCUGUCCUGGGCCCUCAUGCACAAGACGGUGGCCACACAGUCCCACAAUGCAUCUGUGAAGGAGGAGGGCACCUACCCGGCCGCUCUGCACACGGAGAUCCAGCUCCUGCCACAGCAGGCCGGCAUGGCGGCCAUCCUGGCCACCGCCGUCGUCAACAAGGACAUCUUCCCGUGUAAGGACUGUGGGAUCUGGUACCGGAGCGAGCGCAACCUCCAUGCCCACCUCAUGUACUACUGCGCCAGUCGACAGAAGCAGCCGGCCGCCUCCUCGCCGCCCCAGGACAAGGCCAAGGAGUCCUACCCCAACGAGCGCGUCUGCCCCUUCCCCCAGUGCCACAAGAGCUGCCCGAGCGCCAGCUCGCUGGAGAUCCACAUGCGCACCCACAGUGGUGAGCGUCCCUUCAUGUGUCUAAUCUGCCUGUCGGCCUUCACCACCAAGGCCAACUGCGAGCGUCACCUGAAGGUGCACACGGACACGCUCAGCGGCGUGUGCCACGGCUGCGGCUUCGCCUCCACCACGCGCGACAUCCUCUAUAGCCACCUGGUCACCAGCCACAUGGCGUGCCAGCCGGGGGCCCGCAGCGACGUCUACUCCCCCGGCCCCGGCCCCGGCCCCGGGGCCCCCAAACUCCCCCUAGCUGCGGGUUUGAGCCCGGGGGAUUCUGGGAUUGUUCUGAAGUGCCAGGUGUGCGGAGCGGCGGCCGACACCCCGGCCCUCCUCCAGCAGCACGUGCGCACACACCUGGAGGUGCGCAUGCCCGCCGAGCGCAGCCCCACCCCCCGGCAGGGCACCACCAACCACUCCUCCUCCUCCUCUGCCUCCGCCCAGCACCACCACCACCACCACCACCCCCACCCCCACCACCACCACCACCACCACCAGCCUCCGUCUCAGGACAGGGAGCCGGCCGCCUGCGUGCCCAGGCCCAACUCCUCCAGCCCGGGCACCAACGGCGGCUCCGCCACCCCCCGCGGAGGCUGCUCCCCGCCGGACGGACCGGCGUCCUCCGGAGGCGUGAGGGUCAAAGAGGAGCCGCAGUCGGACGCCGAGCCCGACGGGAGCGGCGCGGAGAGAGAGGACGGCGAAGAGGAGGAGCAGGAGGAGGAGGAGGAAGAGGAGGAGGAGAAGAAGGGGGAGAGGAGGGUCAGAGGUCGCGGAAGUCGUCACGCCGACCACAGCGACGGGAGCACCUCGCAGAAGUCCACGUCCCCGAAGAGCCCCGCGGGGGUUGGCGGAGUGGCAGUGAAGGCGGAGCCUACUAGCCCCACCCCCGGCUGUAGCCCCGCCCACACCAGCCCCGGGGGUUCGGCUCUGCCCGGCGGCGCCGUCUUCCUGCCGCAGUACGUGUUCGGCGCCGAGGCCGCCAUGAUGCCGCAGGCCUCCGAGAUCCUGGCCAAGAUGUCCGAGAUGGUGCACAGCCGGCUGAAGCAGGGCCAGGGCCAGCUGGCCGCCACGGCAGCCGUGGCCGCAGCAGCAGCGGCGGCCGCCGCCGCCCAGCAGGGCUUCUUCCCGUCCGGCUCGCCUCCCGUGGCCGUCCACAAGGGGGCGACCUGCUUCGAGUGCGACAUCACCUUCAACAACAUCAACAACUUCUACGUGCACAAGCGCCUCUACUGCUCCAGCCGCCACCAGCAGAGCGAGCCGCAGGCCAAGGACGCCGCGCAGGCCAAGGACGCCACCUCGGCUUCGGCCGCCGCCACCACCCCUCCUUCCGGCGGGGGUUCCGGUGGCAGCCGGGCGGCUUCGGCGUCGCCCAGCGACACGGAGGCGGCGGCGGUAGGCGGCAGCAGCGGGGGCUCGGAGGGCCGUCCGGCGGCCGAGGUGAAGAGCGAGGCCCGCGGGGGGUCCAGGGAGGGCUGCUCCUCGUCCUCCGAGGGCGAAGGCGGAGGAGGGGCGGCCAGCGGCGGAGGAGGGGGCGGCCGAGCCAGCGAGGGCAGCCAGAGUCCGGCCAGCGGCGUCGGCGGCGGGCACAGCGGAAACGGAGGAGGAGGAGGAGGAGGCGGCGUUGGCGGCGGUUCGGUCUCGGCGGCCGAGGAGUCGGAGGACGACCCGACGCGAACCUUCUGCGGGGCCUGCAACAUCCGCUUCAGCCGCCACGACAACUACCUGGUGCACAAGCGCUUCUACUGCGCCUCGCGCCACGACCCCACGCACCAGCGCGUGCCCCCCGCCGCCAAGGCGACCGCCGCCUUCACGCCGCAGCCCAUCCGCACGCGCAAGCGCAAGAAGAUGUACGAGAUCCACAUGGCACGCAGCCAGGCACUGGCCACCAGCCUGCCCGUCAAACAGGAAAUGGCCUCAGCGGCAGCGGCGGCCGCUUCCUCUUCCUCGUCCUCCGCGGGGCCCGUUCCGUCGCGCAGCGUCAGCCCCGAAGGCGAGGGGCCCAUCGACUUGAGCAAGCGGCCGCGCGUGCGGGGGGGUUCGAGAGGGUCGGGCGGAGGAGGAGGCGGAGGAGGAGGAGGAGGAGGAGGAGGAGGCGGCGGUCUCCCGGCGCUCCCGCUGUCCGACUACCACAAGUGCACGGCGUGCAGCAUCAGCUUCAACAGCAUCGAGAACUACCUGGCGCACAAGACCUACUACUGCCCGGCCACCACCCUGCAGCCGCACACGCUGGAGCAGCUGCAGCGCCUCAAGCGGCCCGCGUCCACCUCGCCCAAGAGCGUCCACUCCGGCGACGGAGGACCCGCCCCGCCCAAGGUGCCGCGCGCCCCGGCCGGGAAGGCGGCGUUGUUGCUGGCGGGUGCCGUCGUCCCCGGCUCCGCCCACCUCCCCUCGCUGCCCGGCUCCGAAGCAUCUAUCGCCGCCACCGCCACCGCCGCCACCACCGCCACGCCUCCGCACGGGGGGGUCGUCGCCGCGCCCGUGGUGUGCCCGUACUGCCCGCCGGGUCGGACGCUGACCUGCGACCUGGUGGAGCAUUUCCGCGUGGCCCACAGGCUGGUUCUGACCGUGCAGCAGCAGCAGCAGCAGCAGGCGGAGGCCCAGGGUGUGGGUGUGGGGGGGGUCCCCCCGGUCAGCCCCAGCCCCAGCUCCAGCGCCAGCCCCAGGGACACCUCGGGCCCCAACACGGCCGCCACGUCCCCCCGCCCCAGCCCGCGCCCGCGGAGGGACAGCGUCAACGGAGGGGGGCGCAGCAGAGACCCCCCCGGCUCCCCGCCCUCGCCGCUGGUCAACGGAAGUCCUGCGGGAGUGGGCGGCAUUUCGCCCAAAGCGCCGCCCCCCCAGGCGCACUCGCCCACUGGGGCCGUCCAGCUGACUGUCUCCCCCGUUCCAGAGGCUCCUGGGCUCAACCUGGCCCCCCAGACGCCCCCCGAAAAGCCCUUCCCCGCCGCUGGUCCCCCCCUUACUCCGGCGGCCCCGCCUAAGCCUGCGGUGGGGGUGGGGGUGGGGGUGGUGACGGCUGCAGGUGUGGCGGUGCUGCAGAACGGGAACACACGCUUCUGCCGCCUCUGCAAUAUCAAGUUCAGUAGCCUCUCCACCUUCAUCGCCCACAAAAAGUACUACUGCUCGUCUCACAGUGCAGAGCAUGUCAAAUGAGCCCCCCAUUCUCCCUUCUACCCCCCCCCCCCCGCCCCCCCAUACACAAACCCUCACUGGUCAGACAGACAUGCCCCAGCCACCCUUCCUUGACCUGUAGUUUCCUCCCCAUGGCCCGAGGCAUCUUGCCCUCUACGGCACACUCACCACAGCCUGGCUGACUCGGACAGCAUCUGCAAAAGUGGGACUGUUACUAGCCGAGCGCUCGGAGGGGAGGGGGGUUGUCACCGCCUCUUUUGGCCCCCGCCCCCGUGUCGCUGCCGUUGUUACUAUGGUGACUUUGUUUUUGUUUUGUUCUUUUUUUUUUCUUUCAUGGGUCAAGUUUGUAUUACACUAAAAGACAGAAGACAUGCUACCUACUUGCAUACAUUGUACACCAUUGUAUGGCCAACCUCCAGACUCUUCAUGUCACUGAUACCCAUGCGACUGUGGACCUGCGUAUGUAUGACAUCAUUUCCCCUCACAGUCGCUCGGUAACAUUUCUUUGAAUCGUUGAAGACUAUGUGGUCCUGUUGUUAAUUUGUUUGUCUUGAGAACAACACCUGUCAGCAAUGUGGGCCAUUGUUUUCACCUGAUCAGGGCCGCUCACUGUUGUCAAAAAUCCAGCCCCUUACUGGGGCUAAAGAGAAUUCUCCUCUCCUCCUUGCUUGGGGUGGGUUUAUAUGAUGUCUCACAAAAUGAUGUUUGUUUGUUUGUUUUUUCUGACUACAAUUUGAAAGUCAAAGUGAAUCUCUUCCACUGAAGUACAGAAUUAGACCGUUUAUGAAGGCUGCCAAUUAUGACAAAAUAUCACUAAAAAAGAAAGAAAUAUUUCCUUGUAUGGGAAAAUGUGAAAUAUUUAUGUCUGAGUCCUCACUGAUUUCAAGUCAAACAAAUACUACCUAACAUCUUUGAAAAAAAGUAUAUAUAUUUGUAUUUUUAUUUGUACAUUUUUAUUUCAUACUGUGGAAAAUAACCAUUUCAUGUUUGAUUCAAGUGUGUUUUUUUUUUUUCUUCUUGGUUCAUUUUGAAGUGUAGAUUUCUUAAACUACCUGUAUGUUCACAAUGACCACUGGGACGAGGCUGAACGUGAUGUCCACUACUGUGCUCAUCUGCUCACUUCUACGCUGGUUUCUGUGAGAUCUGAGGACUGAGUGGUCUGAGGUCUAUGGGGGUCUGUCUUCCCCGGUCAUUUGGUCAUUUUGUCCCAGUGAGGACCAACCGUGGACUGUUGUCCAUUCUAUGAGAGGGCAGAGAGAGAGAGAGGCGGAUUCGGACAUCACCCAGAUUCACAGGCCUAUGAUGUUUGGGUUUGCACUGUUGUGGGAGUUCUGUGUUAUUUAGUCAAGUGUUCUGUUUGGUUUUGUGUCUGUUAAUUCUGACCUUCACUCCUCUUGAAGCAUAAUAUGAAAGUCAUUUCUAAAAAAAGAAAAACUGGCAAAUCUGGACGAUAGACCCCCCCCCCCCCCCCCCCUACUCCCCACACACACACCACUCUACACACAUACACACACACACACACACACACACCCCUCUACGUUCUCUUUUUUUAUUCACUCGUUGCCAGUUUACAGUCAGGUGGCCACACAAACCGAAUUGAACAGCGUCACGCAAUCCUCCCUCAUGACAGGCUAACCUGACGAAGCCUUAACAGAAGACUCUUUCAAACACACACACACACACACACACACACACACACAUACAGUACACACACACCCAGCUGAUGGGCCACUUCCUCCCAUGCGUCCAAUCACAGAUGCCCACCAAGUGGACUUCCUGUUCGUUACUCGUGAUGUCACCUCACCCCCCCCCCCCCCUUACCUACUCUUCCCAGUCUCUUUCUCCUGUGUUACAAAAGAGAAGGCGAGAACGGACCUUCACCACCUUGUGCUUGAAAACUGGAAACAUGAAAUGUUUCUCCGUGUGAACAAGAGAGAGGGCGGACGGACGGACAGACGGACAUCGGGAGAGAGGACUCGGGGAAUCUCUUUGCUGUUGUGUGGUUUUUGAACGGUGCUGUAUCAGUCAUGUUUCCCCCGACCCAAAGGAGUGUUUACAGUCUUUGUGAGUCCUCAUUCUCCCCAUCCGAGAGUUUUAUUUUUUUCUUCUUUUUUUUUUUUUUUUUAACUAAUUUUAAACUCAUCGUGAUUGGAUGAGACCAGUGCUGAAGGAAUGCUAUUUGAACCAUUCACAUCCUCUUUCUAUUGCACUGUGUUGUACAAAAGAAAAAUGCUGUAUGUUUUAGUUUUAGAUGCUUUUUUGUAUGGUAUUUAUGGUUUUACGGCACUUUUCCUUGUCCACGCCCAUCACUUUGGAGGACACUGAUUGAUGAAUCGACAACAAACAUAAUUUUAAACACAAACUAACAUUCAUUGAAAUAUUUUGUGAAUAAUAACAUUGUUGACACAAAAAAAAAUAUGAAUGUCAGAGCUUGUUUUCUUUAUUUUUAUUUUUUAAAUCUUAACACGUCAAAAAAAGGUUCCACUACACACCUGUCCAAACUAUGCAUGGGAAAUAAAGGGUCCCCUGGGACAUUUCAAAGGGC
This is a messenger RNA of Sardina pilchardus (European sardine), 7098 nucleotides long. RefSeq names its product zinc finger protein, FOG family member 1 (gene zfpm1). Gene Ontology annotation, cellular component: nucleus. Bases 903 to 4574 code for a protein of 1223 amino acids. Gene Ontology annotation, molecular function: RNA polymerase II-specific DNA-binding transcription factor binding. Gene Ontology annotation, biological process: megakaryocyte differentiation; heart development; negative regulation of transcription by RNA polymerase II. Lineage: Eukaryota; Metazoa; Chordata; Actinopteri; Clupeiformes; Clupeidae. The record is from RefSeq and is a predicted model, not a curated record. The transcript is spliced from 7 exons.